CGCACAUCAUGUUUAGGGGCGAGGGGAGUCUCCCUGCCCGGGAACCCGGUCAGCGGCCCCGGCUGCCGCGGUCUCCGCCUCUGGGAAGGUAGGACUGUGCCGCAGGGGCUCCGAGGGGCCUGAGUGCGCCCCUCUCCCCGGCCCGGGUCGCCCGCGCACCAUCCCCGGCGCUCUCGGGCAGGGCAGUCCCUGUUGUGGGGGCACGGGCUCAGACCCCGCUGCGGGUGCCGGGGCUCGGUGGAAAGGGUGCCUCGGGAGGGAUCGGGGAGGCGGGGGUCGUUGUUCGGGAGGGGACCUGUCGCGGAGAAGGGGACGCUCCGGGCGGGAGGCCCCGGGAGGCGCUCUGCGGAGGGCAGCAGCUGCCAGGCUUGCCCGGGCGCUGCGCGCUGCCCUCGGCGCGGCACGGACCGCGAUCGUGACCGCGGCACGGCGAUCUGUAACACUGAUUGCUGCCUGUGCCAGCGGCGUCUCUUCUUUUCAGUCGCAUCUCGCAGUUAGAAGAACGAAAGGCAGUAUGUGACUCAGUUUCCCUGUGAGGACUGGCGGCAACUGGGCGAUAAGAGUUUGGGAGCCUGUGGGUUGCAUAAUAAAAAGGAGCUUUAUAAGCCAGAAGUAUUUGCUGAUAAAGUAGCUGGGAAGCACCAAUCUUCGGCAUUAAGUCAUCAGAUAGUCUCCCAUCAAACACAACCUGAACUGCUGAGAUCUGAAAUGCUGUAGUCCAUCACAAGCCGGUUGGAUUUUCCCCAUCUUACUGCACCUCGCAGGUCUCUUCUCUGAGCAGUACGUUGCCUGAGUGAGUGGAAACAUACAGAUCAGCUGCAGGUUUCUAUCUACAAAAACAGAGUGAAAGAGAAAGAAAAGGGUUGGGAAAGCAGAGACAAAUAUUGACCUGGACUUAGAGAAAGACAUCCAAUGGCUGAAUAAAGAACCCUGUUCAUGUUUUGGGAUAUUCUUUCAACUGGCUGGAACGAGAGCGGAUCAAAAGAAUGGGAAAUGCCAGCAGACCCUUUAGAAGAAUUGCUUAUUUCUUAUGCCUUUUAUCUGUGCUUUUGCUGACUGAAGGGAAGAAACCAGUGAAGCCAAAAUGUCCUGCCUGGUGUACUUGUACCAAAGAUAAUGCUUUAUGUGAAAAUGCCAGAUCUAUUCCUCGCAGCGUUCCGCCUGAUGUUAUCUCACUAUCCUUUGUGAGAUCUGCUUUUACUAAAAUCCCAGAAGGGAGUUUUUUGCUCACACCAUCUCUGCAGCUUCUGUUGUUUACGUCCAACACUUUUGAUGUUAUUAGUGAUGAUGCUUUCAUGGGCCUUCCUCAUCUAGAAUAUUUGUUCAUAGAGAACAACAACAUUAAGUCAAUUUCAAGAAAUACUUUCAGAGGACUGAAAUCUUUAAUUCACCUGAGUCUUGCAAAUAAUAAUCUCCAGUCACUUCCAAAAGACAUAUUUAAAGGCUUGGAUUCUUUAACAAAUGUAGAUCUUAGAGGCAAUGCAUUUAAUUGUGACUGCAAACUGAAGUGGUUAGUGGAAUGGCUGGGCAGCACCAAUGCAACUGUUGAAGACAUUUACUGUGAAAGCCCACCAGUAUAUAAGAAGCGCAAGAUCAAUAGCCUCUCUCCAAAUGAGUUUGAUUGCAUUAUUACAGAAUUUGAAGUUUAUCAGUCCCUGCCAUACCAAUCUCUGUCAGUAGAUACUUUCUCAUAUAUGAAUGAUGAACAUGUGGUUAUUGCUCAGCCUUUUACUGGAAAAUGCAUCUUUCUUGAAUGGGACCAUGUGGAAGUGAUGUUCAGGAAUUACGACAACAUUACAGGUACUUCAACUGUUGUGUGUAAACCUAUAGUUAUUGAGAGUCAGCUGUAUGUCAUUGUCGCACAGCUGUUUGGAGGCUCCCACAUAUAUAAAAGAGAUAUUUUUGCUAAUAAGUUUAUAAAAAUUCAAGAUAUUGAAAUCCUUAAAAUCCGAAAACCCAAUGACAUUGAAACUUUCAGGAUUGCUGAAGACUGGUAUUUUGUUGUUGCAGACAGUUCAAAGGCUGGUUUCACCACGGUUUACAAAUGGAAUGGGAAUGGAUUUUAUUCCCAUCAGUCUCUGCAUGCCUGGUACAGAGAUACUGAUGUGGAGUAUCUUGAAAUAUCUGGCAAACCACAUUUAAUUCUGUCAAGUAGUUCACAAAGACCUGUAAUAUAUCAAUGGAACAAAGGAACAAAUGAAUUUGUUAAGCGGUUUGAUAUUCAAGAUAUGGAAGAUGCAUAUGCAGUGAAGCAUUUCAAGGUGAAAGAGGAUGUAUACAUUUGCUUAACAAGAUUUAUUGGGGACUCUAAAGUAAUGAAAUGGGGUGGUUCAGCAUUUCUGGAUUUACAAAGGAUGCCAUCCCGAGGGUCAAUGGUAUUCCAACCGCUUCAGAUAAAUAAUUAUCAAUAUGCCAUUCUUGGAAGUGAUUAUUCUUUCACUCAAGUCUAUUAUUGGGAUGCAGAAAAGGCAAAAUUUGUGAAGUUUCAAGAAUUAAACGUGCAGGCACCAAGAUCUUUCAUACAUGUCUCCAUCGAUAGACGAGAUUUUCUCUUUGCAUCAAGUUUUAAGGGAACUACAUUGAUUUAUAAACAUGUCAUAGUUGACUUAAGCGCAUGACACUCAUAAUUCUGAGAUUACAUCAGACUUCCUACCGUAAGCGGACAAAAUGAACUAAAUGCAUGAUGACUCUCUUAUCUUACUUCCAAAUGAAUGCCUUUAAAAGUUGAGAUUGCUAGAACAAAGUAUUACUAGUAUCUUCAUCUUUAAUUGUCAAGUCUAGUGGUGUUGGAAGUUGCAUUUUUUUAACAAAAAGAAAUUAAAUUAACUGUUCUUUGCAUCCACAAUAUGUAAAUACAUGUGCAACUGCAUCUGUUGCUAUAAAGAAUAUUAAGAUGUACUUUUCCAUUUAUUUAUUCACCUGUUUGAAACAACUGCCAAAUAAAAUGUUUACAUUUUGUGUCUUUCACAUUCCAAA
Molecule: messenger RNA, 2976 nt
Organism: Camarhynchus parvulus
Lineage: Eukaryota; Metazoa; Chordata; Aves; Passeriformes; Thraupidae
Gene: LGI1
Product: leucine rich glioma inactivated 1
Exons: 9
Coding region: 987-2618 (543 amino acids)
Molecular function (GO): protein binding
Source: RefSeq, a predicted model, not a curated record